This is a messenger RNA of Camelina sativa (false flax), 528 nucleotides long. RefSeq names its product calmodulin-like. The record is from RefSeq and is a predicted model, not a curated record. Gene Ontology annotation, molecular function: calcium ion binding. NCBI's taxonomy places the organism in Eukaryota, Viridiplantae, Streptophyta, Magnoliopsida, Brassicales, Brassicaceae.
AUGUCGAGAGGUAGCUCAAACGCUUUUCACGAAAUCGAGAGAUCCAUAACCAACGCUUUCCGUUCCGCUGAUUUAAACGGAUCUGGGAAACUGGGAUAUCAUGAAUUCAGAAGAGCCAUACAAGCGAUGAAAUUGAUGUUUCAUGCUGAAGAAGUUGGUCAUCUACUCGCGACUCAUGACUUAGUUGGUGAUGGAACAAUCAGCCGGGAGAGCUUCAUCGAGAUAUUUAAGCCGAGUUAUAAGGAAGCAGCUCUACUUUCAGCAUUUGCGUCCAACAAGACGGAUGAUGAUGGUUUCUUGGGUCUGAAGCAACUCCGUCUAGCUCUCAUUCAUCUAGGGUUAAACCUCUCAGAAGUGGAAGCCUACAACCUCUCUAGGAGAUGUAACGAUGCUACCGGUGCUUUCUACAAACCUGUGAAAGUGUCGUUCAGAAGCUUUUGUAAGUUAACCUCUCGAGCUUGCAUUUAUCUCCAUCAAGCCAACAUUCAUCCAGGGGGGGGAAUAUGGCCAGCUGGAAUGAGCUUGUGA